CAGGACCCGGAUCUGCAGGAGGACCGGAGGACCUGAAUCUGCUUUAGUAACCCCGGAACAUGGUGCUCUGAAUCCGGUCCCAGUCUCGGAGGAGACCCGCAGACCCGGCACGAUGCUGGGCAUGUACGUCCCGGACCGGUUCUCCCUGAAGGCGUCUCAGGUCCAGGACGGGGUCGGGCUGUUCACCGCAAGGAGGGUCAGAAAGGGAGAGAAGUUUGGUCCGUUUGCCGGAGAGAAGAAGCUUCCCGGGGAGCUGGACGAGAGCCUGGACACCCGGCUGAUGUGGGAGGUGCGUGGCAGUAAAGGAGACGUGCUGUACAUCCUGGAUGCUAGUAACCCACGCUACGCUAACUGGCUGCGCUUCGUGCACCAGGCACCGUCUCAGGAUCAGAAGAACCUGGCCGCCAUCCAGGAUGGAGAGAACAUCUUCUACCUGGCGGUCGACGACAUCGACACUGACACGGAGCUCCUGAUUGGCUACCUGGACAGCGACAUGGAGGAGGAGGAGGAGGAGGAAGAGGAGGAGGUGAUCAAGGACGACGACGACAACAGUAAAGACGCCAGACACCUCGUCGAAAUGGAGCUGGUGAUAAAGAAGGAGGACCACCCCUGCCUGCUGUGUGAGAGCAGCUUCCCGUCGGAGGAGAUCCUGGCAGCUCACCUGCAGACCCUGCACCAGAGGCCCAGCAGCGAGGAGAAGGACUUCAAGUGCAAAACCUGCGGCAAGAAGUUCCCCGUCAGACAGGCCCUGCAGCGCCAUGUCCUGCACUGCUCCGAGUCUGUGGACCCCUCCUCCGACUCUAAAGCCCACCAGUGCUCUCUGUGCCACAGCAGCUUCAGCUCCAUCUCCAGCUUCGUGCAGCAUAAGGAAGCCUGUAAAGGAGACGCUCGGUUCAUCUGUAAAGCAGAGAGCUGCGGGAAGAGAUUCAAGAGCAAAGACGCUCUGAAGAAGCACAAAGGAAACGUCCACACAGGGAGCGCACGCCGGAAACUCACAUGCACGAUCUGCAACAGGAAGUGCUCGUCCUCUCUGAACCUGCAGGAGCACAGGAAGGUCCAUGAAAUACUGGAAUGCCACGCCUGUGACAAGAAGUUCAUCUCAACCAAUCAGCUGAAGCGUCACAUGAUCACACACUCAGAGAAGCGUCCGUACACCUGUGAGGUGUGCAGCCGCUCCUUCAAGCGCCUCGACCAGGUGACGGCUCACAAGAUCAUCCACAGCGAGGACAAGCCGUACAAAUGCAAGCUGUGCGGGAAGGAGUUCGCCCACCGCAACGUCUACAAGAACCACAAGAAGACCCACUCUGAGGAGAGACCCUUCCAGUGUGACGAGUGCAAAGCUUUGUUCAGGACCCCCUUCUCCCUGCAGCGCCACCUCCUCAUCCACAACAGUGAGAGGACGUUUAAGUGUGACCAGUGCGACGCCACCUUCAAGAGGAAGGACACGCUCAACGUGCACAUCCAGGUGGUGCACGACGGACACAAGAAGUACAAGUGCGACCUGUGUGAGAAAGCCUUCGUCACGCCGUCCGUCCUCAAGAGCCACAAGAAGACUCACACCGGGGAGAAGGAGAAGAUCUGCCCGUACUGCGGACAGAAGUUCGCCAGCAACGGGACGCUGAGGGUCCACAUCCGCAGCCACACAGGGGAGCGUCCGUACCAGUGUCCGUACUGCGACAAAGCCUUCAGCAAGAACGACGGCCUGAAGAUGCACAUCCGCACCCACACCCGGGAGAAGCCGUAUAAAUGCAGCGAGUGCAACAAGGCCUUCAGCCAGAAGAGAGGACUGGACGAACACAUGAGGACUCACACCGGAGAGAAACCCUUCCAAUGUGAUGUGUGUGACCUGUCCUUCAGCCUGAAGAAGAUGCUGAGUCGACACAAACUCACUCACAACCCCAACCGGCCGAUGGCGGAGUGCCAGCAGUGCCACAAGAAGUUCACCAGGAACGACUACCUCAAAGUGCACAUGGAGAACGUGCACGGGGAGACGGAGAGCUGAUCCCCCCCCCGAUAACGUCUCCUGCAGCAUGCUGUGAACACAGAUGCAGCGAUAGCAGACAUGUUGCUAUUAAACAUGCUAACGUGCAGAAUAUGGAAGACGUUUGGCCGAGUUAAACAGAAACCUGAGCUGGUCAUUUUUCCUCGUGCGGUUGAGAUAUUGUUUCCCCGAAGAGACGCUGUGUCUGCUCGCAGAAAUGUCUGAUUUAACCAGUGUUAGGUUACAUUCACCUGAAGCUCUCAACCAAAGGACUCCCUAUAAGUGCUUUAACCAUGAAGGAACUCCUGCAGGACGAAGCUUCUCAUGGUGCUCUGGACGUUUCUGUUCAGACUGUCCAGCCUGAUCUCUGCACUGCAGCGUCACUGUGAGAUCAUCACUGAGGGAGACACCUUUAACCUAUACCUGAGCUCUUCCCCCAGGUUGGCCCUGUCAGCACCGGCCUCUGGACUCUGUUCAAACCUCAGAACCAUGGUGCUCCAUUUGCUGUUUCAAAAUAAGAGUAUUAAAACAGGCUGGAUGCAGAGUCUGAACCAGAGCAGAGGAUAAAGGUUUUAUCUCCAGAGAGCGUCGGUGUUUGGUUAUCCUCCUCAGAUCCUCCAGGUUCUUUCAAAAGUUUCUUUAACACCAGUGGUUCUGUGAAGAAACCAGAUCUCUGUUCCAGUCGUAAUCUGUUAGAAAACAUAAAACUGUACCUUUAAUAAUAAUUUAAGAGUAAGUACCCGCUGUCUUUUGGUGCUAAGUGUGUUUCUGUUUCCAUGAUGUAUUAGUACGGAGGCCGACAGGUGCAAACACGCCUCCAUCAGGAGCAACGCUGCAGCUGUACAAACACACGUCUCUCUUUAGUGUCCCCUGGUCUCCAGCUGUGUGCGUCUCUCUUUAGUGUCCCCUGGUCUCCAGCUGUGUGCGUCUCUCUUUAGUGUCCCCUGGUCUCCGUUGUGUGCGUCUGUCUUUAGUGUCCCCUGGUCUCCAGCUGUAUGCGUCUCUCUUUAGUGUCCCCUGGUCUCCGUUGUGUGCGUCUCUCUUUAGUGUCCCCUGGUCUCCAGCUGUGUGCGUCUGUCUUUAGUGUCCCCUGGUCUCCAGCUGUGUGCGUCUCUCUUUAGUGUCCCCUGGUCUCCAGCUGUGUGCGUCUCUCUUUAGUGUCCCCUGGUCUCCAGCUGUGUGCGUCUGUCUUUAGUGUCCCCUGGUCUCCAGCAGUGUGCGUCUCUCUUUAGUGUCCCCUGGUCUCCAGCUGUGUGCGUCUGUCUUUAGUGUCCCCUGGUCUCCAGCUGUGUGCGUCUCUCUUUAGGGUCCCCUGGUCUCCAGCUGUGUGCGUCUCUCUUUAGUGUCCCCUGGUCUCCAGCUGUGUGCGUCUCUCUUUAGUGUCCCCUGGUCUCCGUUGUGUUGGAGCUUCUUGCAGCGUUUGGUUUCUGCAGCUUUCAGUAAACUGCUCAUGUUUCCUCUGCUGAAUGUUCUCUAGAUGCUGCAUGAGUUGAAGAGCUGCUGCAGAUGUUUCUGCAUGAGUUUCUGCAUCCUCUCUGAAGCUGCAGCACGUUGGCACCUGUCGGCCUCCGUAUAUUAGGGACCAAAGGAAAAUCCAAAGUACUGUGUGUACGAGUAGGACAGUGUAUUAGGGCCAGAAGAAGGGGGUAAGAUAAGCAAAUGUCUUUCCUUUUUUAUGGAUGGAGCUAAUUUAUCGAAGUGUUUCAUUUGUUGCUAACUGUAGUGUUUAAUCACAGAGAAAUUAUUGGAGAAUGUUAAAAAAGAAAUGUUGUUUUCAUAGUAAAUGUCACCUACAUCUUAAGGGGAGAUGAAGGUCCACAUGUAAACAAUUCAUUGAGACAUUAUUUUAGGAGUCAAAAUGCAUUAAAAGAAAUGUUGGGUUGGGUCUCAUAUUUAUCUUCACGUGUUGCCCUCUUAUUAUUUCCCUAUCCAGCUUUUUUCUCAUAAAUAUUCAACUUAAAUCUCUCAUUUUCCUCUGGAGAUAUGACUCCCCCCUUACCUUCUCUGGCCCUGAUAGGCUUCCGUACUUCAUGUAUAGUUGUGAAUGUGUUCCUGACCUUGCCUUAC
This is a messenger RNA of Eleginops maclovinus (Patagonian blennie), 4048 nucleotides long. RefSeq names its product PR domain containing 5 (gene prdm5). The transcript has 16 exons. Gene Ontology annotation, biological process: regulation of transcription by RNA polymerase II. Gene Ontology annotation, cellular component: nucleus. The record is from RefSeq and is a predicted model, not a curated record. Gene Ontology annotation, molecular function: DNA-binding transcription factor activity, RNA polymerase II-specific; RNA polymerase II transcription regulatory region sequence-specific DNA binding; protein binding. NCBI's taxonomy places the organism in Eukaryota, Metazoa, Chordata, Actinopteri, Perciformes, Eleginopidae. The coding region runs from base 113 to 2002 and encodes 629 amino acids.